AUGACGAUGACGACCCAAGAUCUUGCGAUGGAAGGGGAAAAGCAUUUGGAAGAGACUAUCGAAGCGGCUUUUCAGAUAAUUUCCGCCAUGAACGACGAGCUCUGCAAUCCUUCCUUGUGGUCUACAUCAGCCACUGCGAGUUCCGCUGCUCAGACAACGACGACGGGUUCCAACGGGACGGCUCUCGUUUCCGUCGAUGCGACUGCGAUUGAUGGAGCGCCGCAUCAUUCGGAAUCCGGUGCUGGUGGCAGCGGCGGAGGAAGCGGAAAUAGCGCUCUGGAUGAAGCUAGUCUUCGCUAUAAGAACUCCGUGACUUCGCUUCGUGCUGUUCUUGCUGCGAUUCCCAAUUCGCAGAAGGCAAAAGCAUCUGAAACGGAAAGUGGUUUAGGAACUCCUGAAAGUGAAGAAGAAAUCGAAAAGUUGGAGGAGCAGGCCUUAAGUCUCAGAAAGGAGAUCGCAAAGAGGAAUGUUCAUGUCAAACAACUUAUCGACAAAUUUCGAGAACUUAUAGCAGAUAUCUCCACAUGGCAAAGCCCUUGUUCUGUUUGA
This is a messenger RNA of Thlaspi arvense, 549 nucleotides long. NCBI's taxonomy places the organism in Eukaryota, Viridiplantae, Streptophyta, Magnoliopsida, Brassicales, Brassicaceae. The record is from the annotation of a GenBank genome assembly.